CUGGACCCGUGUUGGCCGCCAGCGGUCUGCUCGCCGGUGGGCUCCAGGGGGCGCCCUCAAGAGAAGGGGCGGAGCGCGCCUGUUCCAGAGACCAGCUCGGCGGGGUCCUCGGUCGGUUACACCUCAGUAUCUCCAUAGCUACGGUAGUGGCCGCUGUAGGCGGGAGGUCCCCGGCCGCUCCGCAGUUACCGUCGCCGCCUCGGGGGUCCGGGCCGCUGAGUCCUCUCGCGGCCGCCAUGAAGCUGCGGGUCCGGCUUCAGAAGCGGACCUGGCCGCUGGAUAUGCCAGAAGCGGAGCCGACUCUGGGGCAGCUGCGCGCCUACCUGAGCCAGGCCCUGCCUACCUGGGGGUACAGUUCCGAUGCCCGGUUUGCAAUUACAUUGAACAACAAGGAUGCCCUCACUGGAGAUGAAGAGACCUUGGCUUCAUAUGGGAUUGUUUCUGGGGACUUGCUAUGUUUGAUUCUUGAAGAUGCCAUUGCAGCACCUAACUUACCUUCAUCCACAGUUUCAGAGCAUUCCUCACUCCAGAAUAAUGACCAACCCUCUUUGGCCGCCAGCUCCAGUCAGUCCAGCAUACAGGAUGCACAACUGCAUGCCUCGCUCCAGGAACAGGCAGCCCAGUCUGAAGUCUGGCAUGACGGCAGUGCGUCGGGGCCUGGUCAGCAUUUUGAAGCUGAGUCAGUUCCAGAUGUUGUGGAUGUGGAGGAGGGCACAGGUUUCUAUCUCGCAGAGCCAAUGCUCUGCAGCGAAUCAGUAGAAGGGCAAGUGCCACAUUCAUUGGAGAUCCUGUAUCAGUCAGCUGACUGUUCGAACCCCUGCGAUGCCCUGAUAGUAUCCAUACAUCUUCUCAUGUUGGAGUCGGGUUACAUACCUCAGGGGACUGAAGCCAAAGCUGCGUCCAUGCCGGAGAACUGGAGGUUGGGAGGCGUGUAUCAGCUGCAGUACACGCACCCUCUCUGCGAGGCUGGCUCUGCUGUGCUCACCUGUGUGCCUUUGGGAAGCCUCAUCGUCAUAAAUGCUACCCUAAAAAUCAACAGUGAGGUUAGAAGUGUAAAAAGACUGCAGCUGCUGCCAGAAUCUUUUAUUUGCAAAGAGGAAUCAGGGGAAAAUGUAGCCAUGAUAUACAAAGAUCUUCAGAAACUCUCUCGCCUCUUCAAAGACCAGCUGGUGUAUCCUCUUCUGGCUUUUACCCGGCAAGCACUGAACCUACCAGAUGUAUUCGGGUUGGUAGUCCUCCCGUUGGAGCUGAAACUGCGGAUCUUCCGACUUUUGGACGUUCGUUCUGUCCUGUCUCUGUCUGCAGUUUGUCGUGACCUCUGUAUUACUUCAAAUGAUCAACUUCUGUGGAGGUGUUUGUAUCUGCGGGAUUUUCGAGAUGGUAGUAUCAGAGGUCGAGACACAGAUUGGAAAGAACUGUACAAGAAGAGGUACAAACAAAGGAAAGAAGCCCAGAGAGGGCGGCAUGUGAUGUUCUUGCCGUCAUCACCCCACCCCAUUCCAUUCUACCCCAGCCCCUUGCACCCCAGACCUUUUCCUCCCAGUUCUCUCCUCCCUCCAGGAAUUAUCGGUGGUGAAUAUGAUCAAAGACUAACCCUUCCCUAUGUUGGGGACCCAAUCAAUUCACUCAUCCCUGGGCCUGGGGAAACACCCAGCCAGUUCCCCCCACUCAGACCACGUUUUGACCCAGUGGGCCCACUUCCAGGUCCUAACCCCAUCUUGCCAGGGCGAGGUGGCCCCAGUGACAGAUUUCCCCUAAGACCCAGCAGGGGUUGGCCAACUGACAGCCGGCUACCAUUCAUGUGACUGAUUUGUUACCUCACUCUGGAGCUUGUUUUGGUUUUGUUUCUUUAAAACUACAGAUGUCAUUUUGCUGGGGUGCUACCUCUAUUGUUUUCUGAUUGCGAUGGUGGGACAUGGACUCACAGAAACCUUUUAUAGACAUAUUAAGGUUGGUGCAAACAUAAUUGCGGUUUCGGACCAUGAAUUUUAAAUCAUAACUAGGCUCAAACACGUCUUUAUUAAUCAAAAUAGGACCAUUACAAUCAACAAAUUUUUGCAAAUGAGAAGUCCUGUAGCAUAAAAAUCCAUGCUUUGGGAUUCGGUGAACUCUUGGAAACCAUUUUCUGCCUCCUGCUGAUUGUGGAAGCAUUUCCCUUGCAGAAAGUUGUUCAGAUCCUUGAAGAAGUGGUGGUUGACAAGAGGUCAGGUGAAUGUGGCAGAUGAGGCAAAACUUUCAUAACCCAAUUCCUUCAACUUUUGAAGUGUUGGUUGUGCUACAUGUGGUCAGGUGUCGUCAUAGAGAAUUGGGCCCAUGCUUGACCAGUACCAGCUGCAGGCAUUGCAGUUCUCAGGGCAUCUCAUCGGCUUGCUAAGCAUACAUCUCAGAUGUAAUGGUUUCGUCAGGAUUCAGAAAUUUGGUGGUGGAUCAGAUGGGCAGCAGACCACCUAACAGUGACUAUGAGCAUUUUUUUGGUGCAGGUUUGGCUUUGAGAAGUGCUUUGGAGCUUCUUCUCAGCCCAACCACUAAACUAGUUGUCGCCAGUUGUAUAAAACCCACUAUUCAUCACAUCACAAUCUGAUCAAGAAAUGGUUUGUUGUUGCUACAAUAAGAAGAUGACACUGCAAAAUGACGAUGUUGUUGAUUUUUGGUCAGCUCAUGAGGCACCCACUUAUGGAGCUUUUUCACCUUUCCAAUUUGCUUCAAAUGCUGAAUGACCAUAGAAUGGUUGACGUUGAGUUCUUCAGCAACUCCUCCUGUAGUUGUAAGAGGAUUAGCUUCGAUGAUCAUCUCAAUUGGUUGUCGUCACCUUCCCAGGGCUGGCCACUGUGCUCCUCAUCCUCAAAGCUCUCGUGUCCUUUGCAAAACUUCUUGAACCACCACUUGCACUGUUAGCAGUUCCUGGGCCAAAUGUGUUGUCGAUGUUGCAAGUCGUUCUUGCUGCCUGAUGACCCAUUUUCGACCCAUCUUGAAUAAGAAAAUCACUCAAAUUAGCUUUUCGUCUAACAUCAUUUCCCUAUUCUAAAAUAUAAAGUAAGUCAUUAGCAAAAAAAUAUAAAGUGAGAAAUGCACAUUAAAAUGAUGUACAACAUAACCACAUUUAUUUAAGAAUAUUCCAAUAUCAAACAGCAAUGUUUAACAAUGCAAAACUGUAAUUACUUUUGCACCAACCUAGUUGUUAAAGCUCCAGGAGUGGUAUGGCUCACAGGUUACUUGCUUGACAGGGUUGGCCUUGGGAAUAUGGUUCCUGACAUCCCCUCUCUCAGUUACUGUCUAGAAUGCAGGUUACACAUUGAUAAUGUUCCAUACCCGAAUAAAAUAUUAAGUAAAUUA
This is a messenger RNA of Bubalus bubalis (water buffalo), 3333 nucleotides long. It is a transcript of the gene FBXO7, whose product is annotated as F-box protein 7. Gene Ontology annotation, biological process: autophagy of mitochondrion; positive regulation of autophagy of mitochondrion. Lineage: Eukaryota; Metazoa; Chordata; Mammalia; Artiodactyla; Bovidae. The transcript is spliced from 9 exons. The record is from RefSeq and is a predicted model, not a curated record. The coding region runs from base 237 to 1805 and encodes 522 amino acids. Gene Ontology annotation, molecular function: protein kinase binding.